Messenger RNA from Vanderwaltozyma polyspora DSM 70294, 2517 nucleotides. RefSeq lists its product as uncharacterized. The transcript has a single exon. Bases 1 to 2517 code for a protein of 838 amino acids. Gene Ontology annotation, cellular component: cytoplasm. NCBI's taxonomy places the organism in Eukaryota, Fungi, Ascomycota, Saccharomycetes, Saccharomycetales, Saccharomycetaceae. The record is from RefSeq and is a predicted model, not a curated record. Gene Ontology annotation, biological process: actin filament organization; peptidyl-threonine phosphorylation; protein autophosphorylation. Gene Ontology annotation, molecular function: protein serine/threonine kinase activity; ATP binding.
AUGUCACAACAGGGUAUGAUGUCAAGCCAUGGCUCGAUCAAUCGCCCACCACCUAUUGCAUCGCCUCCAAAAGUUUUGGAUAGCUACGUACCUGGAACGAUUGUAAUAGUUGGUAUCCAUAAGGUUGAGGUUGUUAAAUAUUUAGCUGAAGGUGGGUUUGCUAAGAUAUAUGUUGUCAAGUUUCUGGAGUACUUGAGUACUGUGGAUCCAAAUGGUAAAGAGGUGUUACAGAAUGGAGAUCAGUUGUGUUUGAAGAGAGUCUUGGUUCAAGAUGAUAAUGGAUUGAAUGAGAUGAGAAAUGAAGUAGAAGUAAUGAGAAAGUUGAAAGGUGCUCCAUGUGUGGUUCAAUAUUACGAUUCUAAUGCGUCUCGUAGAAUAGACGGUGCACCAGGAUACGAAGUCUUGUUAUUAAUGGAGCUUUGUUCAAAUAAUUCAUUACUGGAUUAUAUGAAUCAGAGAUUGGCUACGAAAUUAAGUGAAGAUGAAAUUUUGAAGAUUAUGUUUGAUGUAACUUUGGCAGUCGCUCAAAUGCAUUAUUUGCCUUCCCCGUUAAUUCAUAGAGAUAUUAAGAUUGAAAAUGUUCUAGUUGAUUCAAAGAAUAAUUUUAAACUAUGUGAUUUUGGCUCAACAUCUACGUGUCUGCCGAUUGUAUCAAGUCAUCAGGAUAUUGCCAUAUUGACACAAAACAUCUAUGUACACACAACACCUCAAUAUAGGUCACCUGAAAUGAUUGAUUUAUACAGGUGUUUACCUGUAAAUGAAAAAUCAGACAUUUGGGCAUUAGGUGUAUUUCUUUACAAAUUGAUGUUUUAUACAACUCCCUUUGAAAGAACUGGACAAUUUGCAAUUUUGCAUUCAAAAUACGAAUUCCCAUUGAAUAAUUAUUCCUCAAAGUUGAUCAACCUUAUUAUUGUCAUGCUAGCCGAAAAUCCAAAUUUAAGACCUAAUAUCUAUCAGGUUUUGAAUCAAAUUUGUUAUAUCUCGGGAAUAAAAAACCCUAUGGAUGAUGCAUAUGGAUUGGGUGCGUAUAGCUUUGAAAAAUAUACCGAAUAUCAAUCGAAACUACAGAAUUAUCAAAAUCAAAUGUAUCAAAUUCAAGUUCGCAAAAUUAAAAAUCAUGGGUUGUUGAAUCCUGGUGACGAUAUGCUACUAGAUGAUUUGUUUAUUAAUUCAUUCGAAGUUGCAUCCAAAGUUCCAGUUAGCAUUGGUGAACAUAGAACUCAACCAAUGAUUCCCUUUCCUGGUCAAGAAAACACUCAGAACAUGGAACAAAAUGCAAUAAAUGGAGGUCAAAUGUCUGAAAAUAAUGGUACAAAUGUAGCACCGGAAACUUCUGGCAAAGCCAGUGAAAAUCCUACUGUAACAGAUGAUAAGGUUUCACCUCCAAUAGAGAAUGAGACCAAGCCUUCAGAUUCAAAUGAAAUUGAGAAUUCGGCAUCUUUAAAUGAAGAAAGUUCGGAAGUUGUAGUUGAUGCUCAAAGUUAUAAUAUUUCAAGUAGUCGUCAAUCGAGUUUUGUUAAUAUUAAUAAUUACACAAAUAAUAGCUCAAUCUCAUCGACAAUGCAACAUUCUAAUUUGAAUAAUAUCCCUGCGAGAUCGACGGUUGAAAUAAAAUCAUCGGAUGAGCUAUCAACUAGUUCUACAGCGAAGAGAGAACAUUUAUCAAGUAAUCCAUUCCCUCGUUUGAAUACGGAUGUCAACGUUGCAUCAAGUACAAAUGUGAACCCGAGUAAUAUGUCUAUUGAUUCGAGAAUCCCAUCUCAAACUUUAGGUCAAUCACCGCCCCCAUCGCUACCACAAAGCAAUCCUAUUCCAAUCAUUCAACAAGGAUAUCAAGGUAUGUUUCCUUCAAGUCCAACUAAUGGUCAACCGUUAAAACAUGUGAUAUCUAGCGAUUCAAUUGCAUCUACAAUGUCAAGUACAAUCUUCCAAACUCCACAGGGUCCAAUUGUAGCCCCAAAUAUGGUUGAGAUGUCUGUGAAAACACAAUUACAGAGUUCGAUUAACAAUUCGGCUAAAACAACACCGACAGAAGACACUACAACAGCAUCUGGUAUCCAGCCUCCACCACCUGCAUUUACUGCUGUCUCUCAGAAUAUAAUUGAAUCCGGGUCGGAAAAGAACAUGGAUCUGAAUUUGAACGAAAAGGUUGAAGAGAUCAAGGUAAACGAUGAUUCUGCGCCAUUAAUCGAUCUUACACCAGCAACCAGUGGGGUAGAAAUGCAAGGCGGAUUAUUAGGAGACAAUAUUGGGACUGAUCUUAUAAGCGACGGACAAGGUAUAACUCAUAAUAAUAUCGAAACAAAUGACAACGAUAACGAUGCUGAAAUCGUUAAUGAAAGCAUUGAAAUUGACUUUGAUCAAAUUCGAUUAGAUGAUCAAUCAAGUCACAAUACAGCUACCUUACAACUACAAGAUCAAAUAGAUAGAGUAAAUUCAGGGACUCCAUCUUCAUCAACCACGCAUUUAGGAACACCCGCAGAUAACAAUGUUAAUACACAAAUGUCAGUUCCUUGA